AUGCUGAAUAGUGAUGCGACGCUGAUUGGAUCAAGAUCGCUGGAAAUGCAGAUGACAAUGACGAAUGUUGUCGCUACGAAUAUCAAUUUAACCUCUCAGCAGCAGCAGCCAAUACAAUCUACGAGCACAACCAAUAACACUAAUUUGUUGAAUCAACAACCUGAUGGCACCUCUUUUCUGCCUCCGAUUACGUUGCAGCAAAUGUCUAUGCAGAAUCAAAUGCGUAUGCUUACAGCGAUGCCAAGCAGUCGAAUGCCAUCUGAAACGUCCGCAGCGAUGGCAUCAGUGAUCGCGCCACCACCCGUUCACAUGUAUCCAACUUCAACCCAUUUCUCCUCAAGGCCCUCCUCUUCGUCCUCUUCCCAUCACGCAACCGCAUCCGCCACCGACCCGUGUGCACAAAUCGCUCAUGUUCUUCAGUGCUAUCAACAAGGUGGUGAAGAUGCUGAGUUUGUAAGGAAAGCAAUCGAAAGUCUCGUCAAGAAACUGAAAGAUAAACGAAAUGAAUUAGAGAAUCUUAUAACGGCGGUUACAUCCGGUGGAAAGCAGCCUACGUCUUGUGUUACGAUUCAGCGUUCAUUAGACGGUCGUUUGCAAGUGGCAGGUCGUAAAGGUGUCCCCCAUGUCGUUUAUGCCCGCAUUUGGCGUUGGCCGAAUGUGAGCAAGAAUGAACUGCAAAAAUUAUCGAUUUGCGGAGUGACUCCUGAUAAUCAGGAUGUAAUUUGCAUCAAUCCGUAUCAUUAUGAAAGAGUUGUUUCAUCGGCGAUUGGAAAUAUUGAUAUGUCAACACUGCGAUUGGAUUCGUUAUCAUCAGUAUCAGUCAUCGCACACACCAAUCCCGUUAUGGUACCAUCCCUGCACAACACAUCCCACCCCUCAUCUGCACACAAUUUAUCUACAAACAAUGUUUGCAACGAUCCCUCACAGCAGAAUCAUUUUUCGGAAGUAUCUUCACACUCGUCGAAUGAUGGCGUUUCAAUGAUGAGGCAGUCCUCAGACGCACAAAACGUGAAUCCAUGGAUUGGUCAGGGAUGUGCUAUUGGUGCUUCCACUGCCAAUCAGCUCUAUCAACAAUCGCAAGGUGCAUAUCAAUUGCGAGAUGCGUGUCGAAAUUUUCCAAUACGCUCUCCACGAUAUGAUCUUAACGCAGUCGUUCUCCCUCUGACCACUCCUCCAGACCACUGGUGUUCAAUAUCGUAUUAUGAAUUGGAUACACAAAUCGGCGAAACAUUCAAAGUUCGUAAGGAACAAUCUGAGGUUUACAUUGACGGAGGCGUUAAUCCGGCUGGUGUCAAAUCAGGACGAUUUUGUCUUGGAGCCCUGCCGAAUGUUCACAGGUGUGAAGCAUCUGAGAAGGCAAGAUUACACAUUGGCAAAGGAGUUCGCAUAUCAACUCAACGUGACGGCAGUGUCUAUCUGGCUUGCUUAUCACAUAAAUCCGUCUUUGUGCGAAGUUAUUAUCUGGAUUUUGAACAUAACAUCGAAUAUGGCAUGACUGUCCACAAAUUUUGUUCGGGUGCACCCAACAGAAAGAUAUUCGAUUUGCGAUGGGCUUACGCAGAAAUGGAGCAGCAAAACGAAUCGGCUCGUUUCGCAGUGGUCGCGCAAGCAGCUGCAGUUGCUGGUUAUCCAUCAGCCACAUCGUUAACGCCAUCCCUCAUUGAACAUGCUGGAACUGGAGUUGAUGAUCUCAGAAGGGUGUGUUGUACGAUAGCAAUUUCAUUCGUCAAAGGAUGGGGACCAGGUUACAAUCGAACAUCAAUCAAAGAAACGCCAUGCUGGGUUGAACUGCAAUUGCAUCGACCGUUGCAGUUGCUUGAUCAAUUGCUGAAAAAGAAUGAAGAUUAUGGUUGUAAAUGA
Messenger RNA from Anisakis simplex (herring worm), 1860 nucleotides. The record is from the annotation of a GenBank genome assembly. NCBI's taxonomy places the organism in Eukaryota, Metazoa, Nematoda, Chromadorea, Rhabditida, Anisakidae.